Haemorhous mexicanus (house finch) is the source of this 703-nucleotide messenger RNA. RefSeq names its product olfactory receptor 14J1-like. The annotation marks the transcript as partial. Gene Ontology annotation, molecular function: olfactory receptor activity. The record is from RefSeq and is a predicted model, not a curated record. Gene Ontology annotation, cellular component: membrane. NCBI's taxonomy places the organism in Eukaryota, Metazoa, Chordata, Aves, Passeriformes, Fringillidae. Gene Ontology annotation, biological process: G protein-coupled receptor signaling pathway. The transcript has a single exon.
CACUACGGGACCCUCCUGGGCAGCAGAGCUUGUGCCCACAUGGCAGCAGCUGCCUGGGCCAGUGCCUUUCUCAAUGCUCUGCUGCACACAGCCAAUACAUUUCCCCUGCCCCUGUGCCACGGCAAUGCCCUGGGCCAGUUCUUCUGUGAAAUCCCACACAUCCUCAAGCUCUCCAUCUCACACUCCCAGCUCAGGGAACUUGGAUUUCUUGCUAUUGGUUCCUGUUUAGCAUUUGGUUCUUUUGUGUUCAUUGUUUUCUCCUAUGUGCAGAUCUUUAGGACUGUGCUGAGGAUCCCCUCUGAGCAGGGAUGGCACAAAGCCUUUUCCACCUGCCUCCCUCACCUGGCUGUGGUCUCCCUGUUCCUCAGCACUGUCAUUUUUGCCUACCUGAAGCCCCCAUCCAUCUCCUCCCCAUCCCUGGAUCUGGCAGUGUCAGUUCUGUACUCGGUGGUGCCUCCAGCCCUGAACCCCCUUAUCUACAGCCUGAGGAACCAGGAGCUCAGGAAUAGCCUGAAGAAAAUGAUAUCAAUUGGUUUUCAGAAGCAAUAAACUCUCAUUCUUCUGCAUAUCUCUUAUGAUGUUACUCUUUAAUUCUCACUCUGUGUCUUGUAUUUUUUGCCGUUUACAUAGGCGUUAAACUUUUGUGAAUUUGUUCACAGAACAAUGUUUGACUCCAGUAUUUUUAUUUUAAUAUUUAUCUGUC